AUGGACGAACAAAGCAUGCUGAUUUUCGUCCAAGAACAAAUAAUGAAACUUACUACAUUUGGUGGUGCUCGUGAUGAAGAUGUUAUACACUGGUUACAAGAUACUGAAUGUAUAUUUGAUCAAGUACAAUUACAAACAUCGAAUAAAUAUUUGGCUGUUCAAUCUUAUUUGACUGAUGCUCCGCUUAAAUGGUUUCGUUUUAACAAGCCGAACAUUCCUGAUUGGUCUUCAUUUAAGAUUGCUAUCGCUCAAGCUUAUCAACCAUCAUUUAAUUCAACAUUACUUAAAGAUAAACAACAACCCGCUGUCAGUCACCAUAAUUUUUCAUCAGCUAUUGAUCCAAAUAGAUCAAAUUCAAAUGAACGUCUCCCACCAUCCCCGGAAAUCGAAACAUCAACAACUCCUGAAUCAGUAAUAAAUGAUGAUCAACAUCUCACUGCUGUUGCUGUGCCUGAACCAUCAUCGCCUUAUCAAUUAGUAAAACAAAAUUUAACUGAAAAAUCAAUUUUUGAUGAUAUUCCUAACGUUUCCACCUCGACAAUUACAGAUCCUCAAUCGCGAUGUUCAUCUACAGCAGCAGCUGAUAUUACUAUUGUACAUGAAUGUGAAUUACAAAACGUAGAAAGUGAUGAAAUGAAUUCAAAUUCGUUAAAUGAUAUUCAUGUGGCUAAUGAUGAAUUUAUCUAUGUUAUUGAAUCAGUCAAAGUUAAUGCUCAAGCUACUAGUGAUAAUGCUGAUUUUGGUACAUAUGUUUUUCGUGAUCGUAUUGGUUCAAUGAUAUUCCGAAGAUUUCAGAUUAAAAAUCAUACUGUUAACGUUUCGAUCAUCGUUGCUACAUUACAGAUCGAUCAUACUCCUAAUUCGACACAUAUACGUCUACGUGAAGAAGAAAAAGAAGAAAGAAAAACAAAAGUAAACUAA
Molecule: messenger RNA, 921 nt
Organism: Rotaria socialis
Lineage: Eukaryota; Metazoa; Rotifera; Eurotatoria; Philodinida; Philodinidae
Source: the annotation of a GenBank genome assembly